Molecule: messenger RNA, 4699 nt
Organism: Scomber scombrus (Atlantic mackerel)
Lineage: Eukaryota; Metazoa; Chordata; Actinopteri; Scombriformes; Scombridae
Gene: ern2
Product: endoplasmic reticulum to nucleus signaling 2
Exons: 24
Coding region: 176-3127 (983 amino acids)
Biological process (GO): intrinsic apoptotic signaling pathway in response to endoplasmic reticulum stress; protein phosphorylation; IRE1-mediated unfolded protein response
Cellular component (GO): IRE1-TRAF2-ASK1 complex
Molecular function (GO): ATP binding; protein serine/threonine kinase activity; RNA endonuclease activity
Source: RefSeq, a predicted model, not a curated record
AGCAGCGAGGCUAGUUUAAAGUAGAGUUUAUUUGCCGCUGUUUGAGGGCUUUUAACGACGGUAAACGGCCCCGGUUGUUAACGGUGUGACAGAUGGACAGUUGCGCUGGAAAUGGAGAGAGAGUUCGACCUCUGUUGUUAGUUCAAUAGCUUCAGUCGUGCGUUUGUUCACAGCCAUGAAACAAAGUGUUUUGGGGGUCAUGGGGGCGCUGGGUCGACUGCUGCUGGCUCUCCUCCUGCUGUCCUGGGAGGGGAAACUAUUUCAGGUUGGAGGGGUCAGAUCAGUCACUCUCCCAGAAUCCCUCCUGUUCGUCUCAACGCUGGACGGUAGUCUGCACGCUGUCUCUAAACAAUCGGGAGAUAUCAAAUGGACCUUACGAGAAGACCCCAUAAUUCAGGUGCCUGUGUAUCUCACAGAGCCAGGUUUUCUUCCAGACCCCAAUGAUGGCAGUUUGUAUGUACUCGGUGGAAAACACAAGGAAGGCCUGAUGAAACUGCCUUUCACAAUACCAGAGUUGGUUCAGUCAGCUCCCUGCAGGAGCUCUGAUGGUAUCCUCUAUACAGGUAAAAAGCAGGAUGUGUGGUUUGUUGUGGAUCCUGAGACAGGCGAGAAGCAAACCAGUUUAACCACCUUGUCGUCUGAAUCCAUCUGCCCCAACACUCCUCUGCUCUAUAUAGGACGCACAGAAUAUAUGGUGACCAUGUUUGAUACCAAGACACAGGAGCUGCGAUGGAACGCCACGUACAAUGACUACUCUGCUCCACCUUAUGAUGAGAAACAAGACUACAAGAUGGCCCAUCUUGUGUCAAGUGGGGAUGGUCUCGUUGUGACAGUUGACAGAGAGUCAGGUGACGUCCUGUGGAGUCAGAACUAUGGGUCGCCGGUCGUGGGGGUGUAUCUGUACUCUGGUGACUCGCUGAGACAUGCCCCCCACUUGUCGCUCGCUAUGGAAACACUGCGCUUCCUCACCUUCUCCUCUGCCAAUGACCAGGCAGACACACACUCCACUUUAAAGUGGAGCUAUCAGUUUGUGAAGGAGCAAGCCAGCGCACAAGCACAACUUGUACCAACACUCUACGUAGGAAAACUGGACUCCCACCUCUAUGCAUCCACCUCCCUUGUUCACCAUGGAGUCUCGUUAGUGCCUCGGGGGUUGACCCUGGCACGGAUUGAGGGUCCAGUGACGACUGGAGUGACGGAAAGAGAAAGAGGAGAAUGUGAGAUCACGCCUUCCACAGAUGUGCGCUAUCCACCAGGGAGCACAAACAGUCAGAAAAACCAAUGGCUGCUAAUAGGUCAUCAUGAGCUCCCUCCAUUGGCCCACACCACCAUGCUGAGGGAUUUCCCAGUUGGCCUGCAACGUUCUGGUGAGGCAUUCAUCCCUCCUCGACCGCCUGGCUCCUCUGCUUCCCCAAUCUCCUCAGCUUCCUACUACCACCAGCGCUACUUUCAUACAGAUGCUGGUAGCCAUAGCAACAGUGAUGCUUAUAAAGGAGGUGGGGAUGGGAGGAUUUCCGGACAGGCCCAGAAGCCGGCCGCUGUGCUGCCUGUUUAUUUGACUCAGGACCGCCUGACUCUGGCUGUUCUGACCCUGCUGCUGGGAGGAUGGCUGGCCUUCGCACUCACCUACCCGGCUCGCGCAGCCCAGCAGUUGAAAGCUCAACAGCAGCUGGAGGAGGCUUUUGAAUCUCGUCUCCAGCGCAUGCAGACCAACAUGCAGACCAACAUGCAGACCAACGUGCAGACACCUGCCUCUUCAGACACAAACCUUUCAACUGACACAAACCUCUCAAAUGACCCAGAGCCUGCACCCACUGACCCUCCACCUAGUCCUCACAGUCACAGCAGUAGCACCUCAGAUGUCAAUAAAAAUGACACCGCAGGGCACAAACCUACAGCAGGAAACAGUGAGGAGGUGCAGGUGGGUAAAAUCUCCUUCGCUCCAUCUGACGUCCUUGGACACGGCACAGCUGGAACAUUUGUCUUCAGGGGUCAAUUCGAUGGGCGUAACGUAGCAGUGAAACGAAUCCUGCCGGAGUGUUUUGAGGUUGCUGAGCGUGAAGUGCAACUCCUCCGAGAGUCUGACACACACCCAAAUGUCAUCAGAUACUUCUGCACGGAGAGAGACCGCCUCUUCACAUACAUCGCCAUCGAGCUGUGCGCUGCAACCCUGCAACAGUAUGUGGAGGAUCCAUCUUGCUUUCCUAAACUGAAUCCUAUAACGCUGUUGGAACAGACUAUGUGUGGCCUCUCACACCUCCACUCGCUUAACAUAGUCCAUCGUGACCUGAAGCCUAGAAACAUCCUCCUCUCUGGUCCCAGUGCGCUGGGUCGAGUCCGAGCUCUCAUUUCUGAUUUUGGGCUCUGUAAAAAGAUCCCAGAGGGUCGGAGCAGCUUCUCUUUGCGGUCUGGAAUACCGGGAACUGAAGGGUGGAUAGCUCCCGAAGUGCUGAGAGAUACUCCUGGCAACAAACCGACAGCAGCAGUGGACGUGUUCUCAGCAGGGUGUGUGUUCUACUAUGUGGUCAGCAGAGGGCAGCACCCUUUUGGCGAUGCACUGAGACGACAGGUCAACAUCUUGUCAGGGGAAUAUUCACUUGCACAUUUUAUGGAGGAUAUACAUGAUGACGUUAUAGCGCAGGAUCUGAUUGAGCAGAUGAUCAAUGCUGAGGAGUCGUCACGCCCCACCACAGCCUGUGUGCUCAAACAUCCGUUCUUCUGGAGCCCUGAGAAGCAGCUGCUGUUUUUCCAGGAUGUGAGUGACCGCAUAGAGAAGGAACCGGCAGACAGUCCAAUUGUGGUCAAACUGGAGACUGCAGGAAGAGCCGUGGUCCGAACCAACUGGAGGAUGCACAUCUCUGUGCCUCUGCAGACAGACUUGAGGAGGUUCAGAACAUAUAAAGGAAACUCAGUCAGAGACCUGCUGAGAGCCAUGAGAAAUAAGAAACAUCACUAUCACGAGUUGCCACCAGAAGUGCAGCAGACUCUCGGCGAGUUGCCCGAAGGGUUCGUCAGUUACUUCACAUCUCGUUUUCCACGGUUACUGAUGCACACUCAUGCUGCUUUGCACAUCUGCUCCCACGAGAGACUGUUUCACCCCUACUAUCUGUCCCCCAAUGACAAAUAGCAUUCUCAUGACUCUGUACACACAUACACAAGUCCUCUUUGUCUUAGCAGAGGAAAUCCCUGACAGUGCCCUGUUAUUGCUUUUGUAAAGCCCAAACUGUUUUUUAGGGGAAGAUACAGUGCUGUGAAAAAGUUGAGUUGGUGUAUCACUAGAGUUGUUUUAUAUAUUCAUUUAUUUUUACACAUGAUUUUUAUGAUCAAGAAAUGAUUUUAAAAUUAAACCAGAAAACAAGUCAAACUUCUGAAAAGUCUGCAUAAAUUUAUAAUUUAAAAACGCCAAUGUAACGUUACAGAAUGAUAUAAAAACCUCAAAAAAUUAUGUACCCGUCCUUUAAGGUGAAGCUAAAUUUGGGUCUUCAUCAGAAUACACUUAAUGAAGGUCAACCAUGAGAUAGAGGUGUCUGAUGAUUUUCUUUUAAGCAGAAGCAAUACUUCAGCGUAUGUGCUCCACUGGAUUUUAUUGAAAUAUUUUUUACAAAUUAUGACAACACAUGACCUCUUAGACGGAAAAAACGUUUUUACUUUUACCAAAAGUUAGUCUGAAAUCUAAAAUGGAAAUGUUUCUAUCUUAAAAUAACAAAUAAAAAUGUUUUUAAUUUUAUGGAUUUAUACAUUUCAAAUAAUUGAAAAAAAAAAAAAAGAGUGCAAAGUACUGUACACAUGUUAUAAUCAAUGCUGCUCAGAUUUCACAUUCAGGUCAUAAAUGCAGGUUGUGAACUCUUAAAAAUGUAGCAAGUUCGGCCUUUUUAGUCAAUAAAACCAGAUAACAUGUCUAAAUGUCACCUUAAUUGAUUUAAAGUGUUUCAAGAAUCAUGAAGUAAAAAAAAGCAACAUAUUGGGAAGUGAUGAUCAAUCGUGAACGAGCUAUGACAUGUUGAAGUGUCAUAGCAGACUUUGUCACAGCACUGUAAACCAACAUAGACUUUGGACAACAGGUUUCAAGAUAAAGCAUGUCUUGCUGUUACAGGAACAGUGUUACAAGGCUGCAUUGUCACAGAAGAAAUCUUUAUCCAUCGUUAUCCAAUUGAACUGUUUACUUUCCCCUUUGUCCCCUGUUACUGAUGUGCUUGUCUCCUCUGCAGGAAGUGCAAAAGACUCCACAAUAUUAACUUUGCUGUUUUUAUAUAUUUGAUGUGUGUGUAUGUGUUUACGUUACUGCUUUACUGAAGGUAGCUACACUGACUGAAAAGUGGUUUUCACUGAAAGCAAUACAUUGACUAUAUUGGUAAAAUAUUCAUUGACACUGUUUAAAUGCGGGGAAAUGUGCAUAUGCUGUGAAAAUCCAAUUUAUCGCCACUGUGUUCAGGCAGAAAUGCAAAAAGACAUAAUGACAUCUUUGUGAUUUUUUAACAAUUUUUAACUGAAAUGCAGUAUUUUUCAGAGGUUCACCACUCCUGAACGUUGUUGCCUGAGUGUUUGAACUCCACAAAAUGCUCCAUAAAAUCUCCUCCUGUAACUACUGGAUGAAGGGUUGUUCAUAGUUCUGCGGAAGAAUGAAUGAUGAAAAAUCAAACUUUUGUACUUUUUUGGAAUGAGUGAAUUAAAUUCAUACUUUGAGUGUGCCAAAGAAAGA